This is a messenger RNA of Syzygium oleosum, 1268 nucleotides long. RefSeq names its product MATH domain and coiled-coil domain-containing protein At3g58410-like. The coding region runs from base 1 to 1116 and encodes 371 amino acids. The transcript has 3 exons. Gene Ontology annotation, molecular function: protein binding. Lineage: Eukaryota; Viridiplantae; Streptophyta; Magnoliopsida; Myrtales; Myrtaceae. The record is from RefSeq and is a predicted model, not a curated record.
AUGGCGAAGCUGGCGAUGGGAGAGCAAAAUCCCACUUCAUGGAAAUACACAUGGAAGAUCACCAACUUCACUAGCUUGACUCAAAAGAAGCGAAUACUCAUCUUCCCCAAGGGGAACAAUACGGAGCAUCUGUCGAUAUACUUGGACGUUGCGGACUCCACGAGGCUACCAUAUGGGUGGAGCAGAAACGCCCAUUUCAAAUUGAUUCUGGUCAAUCAGAACGAUUAUGGCAAUUCUUGUAUUAAGGAGACGGAACAUAUUUUCACCUCAAGAGAGAGUGACUGGGGCUUCACAUCCUUCAUUCCAUUGUGCCAAGUCCAUGACAGCUGUUGCGGGUAUUUAGUGAACAACACUUUGAUGGUUGUAGCUGAGAUUUUGGCCCCCCAACCCUCAGCUGAAAUUACUCAGUUGGCUGAACCUCCUGCAAAUGUUCCUCGGGCGACACCAACAGACACAUUCGACACGUAUUUCACAAAUCUUGAGGAAACUAUUAACGCUGCUCAGAGUUAUCCUGCCAGAGGAGUGUUGAACACGAGCAAUCAAGAAGGUGCUCUUUCGACUUCUGAGGCUCCAACCUUGGAAGAAGUAGAGAAGGCUAAGCUGUCUUUGAAGGAGUGCCUUUCUGAUAACUUCAAGCUAAAUGUAAAAGACAGAUUGGCUGAAGCAAUGUCGACGUUAAGCAUAGCCAGAAGCGGGUUAUCACUGGACCAGCAAAAAUCAGUCAAAGCCUUUUGGGCCAACUUCGAUGAGUUCACUUCCGACUUUUUGACCUUUGAGCAGGACAAUGCCGAAUUCGAGUUGCAGAAAUUGCUUAAGGAUCAAAUGUUGGCGACAAUGAAGAAGAAUCACAACACUCACAUCUUGUAUAAGCAUUUUUUGGGUGACCUGACCAAAGAGGAGGAAGAGUUCAAUAAAAAACUCGACGAAGUGAAGUCCAGAAGAGAAAAGCUCAUUUCGGACUGGGAGAUUUUGAUGGUCGAUUCGGAAGAAGCGAAAUCUGGGUACAAGGAUCAAGAGAAGAAAGUAGUGCAGGCCGAGGAAAAGAAGAGAAUAGCUGAGGAAAGAAUGUCUAGAUCGACCACUGCUUGGUCAAAUCUGAAGACGCAAUUUUGUUGAAGCUUUUUGGCUUGGAUCAGAACUGGCUAUGAGGACACUCUACAAAUGGGUCGCAUAUGUAAAUAUAACUGUGUUUGUGUCAAAUCUCUUGCUAAUAAGUGCUUUUGAGUGGUGAAAUCCUGUGCCUUUGAGAUUCAGUCACCUUCUGAUAA